AACAUCUUCAAACUUGUUUCUCUAUCUUCUCUGUUUCUGUUUCUGUUUCUGUUUCUUUCGUAUAGUAUAUUAGUAUUAGUAGUAGAACACGACCAGUUCUAAGUUAUGAUGAAUUAGAGUGGGAACACUAAACCAAAUAAUUCAUGAUCUGGUCUGGUCUCUGGUGUUUACCUUAUGAGAGAGAAUAUAAUAAUAAAAUAACAAAGUGGCUGCAAUAUUAGAUAUUAGAUAUAGUGGGAUUUGAUGACGCCGUCUUAAUUUCUCAUUGAGAUUUCAUACUGUAGCUGUCUUUGUAGCUGUAGCUGUAGCUGUAGCUUCACUACCAGAAUUGAGAAGAGGAAGCUGUAAUAUUAUUGCUCACUUGAUUAUUUUUGCUUGUCGUCGUCGUCGAUAUGAGAUUUUGUGGAAGUUGGAUUACUAUCUUUAUCUUCAUCUUCAUCUUCUGCUCCUUCGUCUUUCACGCAUCUGCACAAUUUACUCAUCCUUUUGAAGUCGCGGCAUUGCAGUCCGUGAAGAGCAAAUUGGUUGAUCCUAAGAAGCACCUCGAUAACUGGAAUAAGGACGAUCCGUGCACUUCUCACUGGAAUGGUGUUCUUUGUUUUCAUAAACUUGGUUCUGAUGGAUACUUCCAUGUUCGAGAGAUUCAACUGCUCAACAUGAAUCUCUCAGGAACUUUGGCACCUGAGGUUGGCAACUUUUCUCACCUUGAGAUACUAGAUCUCAUGUGGAAUCAAUUGACUGGUCACAUUCCAAAGGAGAUAGGGAAUCUGUCAUCUUUGAAGCUACUGCUUUUGAAUGGAAACCAAUUUUCAGGUCCUCUUCCUGAUGAACUUGGCUUUCUGGUGAAUCUGGACAGACUGCAACUGGAUGAGAAUAAUCUAUCUGGUACAGUACCCAAAUCCUUUGCCAACAUGAUCAAUGUUAAACACUUCCAUUUGAACAAUAACUCGUUAAGUGGGCAGCUUCCUCCUGAGUUUUCCCGAUUACCAAAACUUGUUCACUUGCUGUUGGAUAACAAUAACUUGUCUGGAGAACUUCCUUCUGAGUACUCAGCUUUAGCGUAUUUGGAGAUCAUCCAACUCGACAACAAUCAAUUUGUUGGUGCCGAGAUUCCGGAAUCAUAUCAAAAUCUGUCCAGAUUGAUAAAGUUAAGUCUAAGAAACUGUAGCUUGGUCGGAGCAUUGCCUGAUCUUAGCCAUAUUCCAUAUCUUGGCUUUAUAGACUUAAGUUGGAACAAUUUCACGGGACCAAUUCCUGCAAGCAAGCUUUCAGAUAACGUCACCACAAUUGAGUUUUCACAUAAUAAUCUGAGUGGAUCAAUUCCUGAAAGUUUUGCUCUUCUUCCAGCUCUACAAAUGUUGUCGAUCGAAAACAAUUUUAUAAAUGGCUCCAUCCCUGCUGGCAUUUGGCACAACAAGUCUUUCAACGCUAGUGCUAGACUUUUAGUUGAUGUUCGGUACAAUCUGCUUUCUGGCAUCUCUGGGGAUCUGAAUCCUCCACAGAAUGUAACCUUAAGGCUUCGGGGGAAUCCUGUAUGCAACCAAGCAGUUAUACAGAACAUACACCCUUUCUGUGAUUCUGAUACAGGUGGAAAUGGAACUUUUGAUGGCCCAUCAACCCCGAUACCUUGUCCUAUUACAGCAUGUCCUGUUGACCAGUAUUACGAACCUGUUCCUGAAGCUCCAACAUGCUUUUGCGCAGCUCCUAUCAGGAUAGGAUACAGACUCAAGAGUCCGAGUUUUACUUAUUUCCCUCCUUAUAGAGCUGCCUUUGUGUCUUACAUCACCCAUACCUUGAAAAUGGACCGAUAUCAGCUCUUCAUUGAUUCAUAUGCAUGGGAAGAAAGGCGUCUGCGGAUGUAUCUGAAACUCUUCCCAGAUGUUAGCAGUGACCAUUUUUUCAAUGAAAGUGAGGUUCGCAAGAUUAGACAUAUAUACACAACAUGGAACUUUUCUGGCAGUGAUAUAUUUGGGCCAUAUGAACUUCUGAACUUCACACUUCUGGGACCUUAUGGCUCUGUGAAUCAUGGCAUUGUGAAGAGUGGCAUAAGCAAGAGUGUUUUGGCUGGCAUUUUAGUAGGGGCGAUUAUUUCUGCUGUUAUUGCAUCUGUGCUCGCCACAGUUCUCAUUAUGAGAAAGAAAAACAGAAGUCGACAGUUGUCAAGAAAGAAUUUGUCCUCAAAGAUAUCCAUCAAAAUUGAUGGUGUCAAAGAGUUCACGUUCCGAGAAUUGACACAAGCCACCAGUAAUUUUAACUGCUCAGCUCAAGUUGGUCGAGGAGGAUAUGGAAAAGUUUACAGAGGCAGGUUGUCCAAUGGCACAGUUGUGGCUGUUAAGCGUGCAGAGGAAGGAUCACUGCAAGGAAAACGUGAAUUUCUGACAGAAAUACAACACUUAUCAAGGUUACAUCACCGCAACCUGGUAUCGUUGAUUGGAUAUUGUGGUGAAGAUGGUGAACAGAUGCUUGUGUAUGAGUUCAUGCCAAAUGGCACUUUAAGAGAAUGGCUUUCAGGUAAAUGUGAGAGGAACCUCAACUUUGUCAUGAGGUUGCGGAUAGCAUUAGGUGCAGCCAAGGGUAUUUCUUACCUGCAUACAGAAGCAAACCCGCCGAUAUUUCACCGGGACAUUAAAGCCAGCAAUAUACUUCUAGACACCAAUCUAACUGCAAAAGUUGCUGAUUUUGGACUGUCACAUCUUGCUCCUGUCAUGGAUGAUGAAGGCAGUGCACCUCAUCAUAUAUCCACUAUCGUGAAGGGAACACCUGGAUACCUUGACCCAGAAUACUUCUUGACCCAUCAGCUGACAGAUAAGAGCGAUGUGUAUAGCCUGGGAGUUGUAUUUCUGGAGCUUCUCACAGCUGUUCCACCAAUAUCACAUGGAAAAAACCUUGUCCGCGAGGUAAAUACAGCACAGAAGUCAGGGUCAUUAUUUGGGAUCAUAGACAGCAGAAUGGGAACCUAUCCAUCUGAAUGUGUAGAGAAAUUCAUAGCUCUGGCUGUGAGGUGUUGUCAGGAUAAACCAGAUAUGAGACCUUGCAUGUUGGAAGUGGUGAGGGAGCUCGAAAAUGUGCUGCAGUUGAUUCCAGAGAGUAUGACUAUGUCCGAUACCACAUCUCUGCAAUCUCGCAGUUCCUCCACCACUACGUCAUUGACCAAUGUCUCCAAGUUCGCACGCAUGCCAUCGGAUAUAUCAGGCAGUGAUUUAACCACUACAGUCAUGCCCACCAUUACGCCACGCUAGAACUUUAGUACAAAAUAGGACUUGGGUUGUUGCAUUAUUCUUCUCUCCCUCUCUCAUGUUCAUCUUUUAUAAAUUGAAUUAAUUUGUAAUCACGGGUGUCAUUCUUGCACCCAUUAGUUACGUAUAUAUUGUAAAUUCUAGCACCCCCUCAAAUUUUUGAAACUAAAUAAUAUUUGCUUCUAUA
Molecule: messenger RNA, 3423 nt
Organism: Beta vulgaris subsp. vulgaris (sugar beet)
Lineage: Eukaryota; Viridiplantae; Streptophyta; Magnoliopsida; Caryophyllales; Amaranthaceae
Product: probable LRR receptor-like serine/threonine-protein kinase At1g06840
Exons: 20
Coding region: 393-3239 (948 amino acids)
Biological process (GO): protein phosphorylation
Molecular function (GO): protein binding; protein kinase activity; ATP binding
Source: RefSeq, a predicted model, not a curated record